Messenger RNA from Cyanistes caeruleus (blue tit), 4604 nucleotides. Lineage: Eukaryota; Metazoa; Chordata; Aves; Passeriformes; Paridae. The record is from RefSeq and is a predicted model, not a curated record.
GAAAAAAGAAGAACAAAAAUACAUUUUUAAGUUAAUGUUCUUGGAUCUUAAAAUCCAAAAACCCAAACUGCAAAAGAUACUACCGCAUAUGGUAUCUAGCAUAAGAGUAACCAGUCCUGUAGAGUUAAAAUAAACCCCAGAACUCCCCCCAAAAAUACCAAACACUUGGGUGGGAUGUGAGGAAAGAAAUAUCAUGUGAGGAAAGAAAAUGAUAAAACUACUGUACUCAACAGGAGGGAGUUCAGAAGGCAAACAGCUGAAUGGAACAGCUUCAUCAUUUCUUUACAAUGUAUUCUCCUGGCCCUGCUUUGUUCAGCACAAAGGUUUUUAAGGCUGAAUUCUUUUGAUCUGUAUGUUACACCCCCUAGCAUGGUGAAGCCCCAUCUCGUGAUCAAGGGUUUGAGACAAACAAAAAGCAGCAGCUCCUGAACUUGAAGGCUUGUAAAUUGUAUGCAGAGCAAAGCUUAUUCCUGGACUCUUGCUCUAGUCACUUUAGCACAGUCCUGUUUACACAGAUGAUUGGUAUGUCUGGAAAGACACUAUGCUACAAAUGCUUCACCUCCCUUUCCUGGCUUUAGAAGCAUCCAAGAACCUCACACACAGCAGGUUAAUAAAUUUAUCCUUACAAGCAACCUGGCAACAUCACUCUCGUUUUAGAGGAAAUUGAGGUGCAGAGAAAGUUGCUGGUAUAGGAUUUCAAGAGAUUGCUCCUAGCCAGAUUCUCAAGUGUGUUCCCAUCAUGGUGGGAGCUAGAUGGAGAGCUUGAUUCCCAUCUGGGCACCCCAAUGAGAAACAGAUUUUCACAAGUGAUUAGCACCCAGUAGCUCUCACAAUGGCACUUGCAGACAUUUUCUAAGAAGUUCCUUUGAUCCUCUGGCCACUGCUUCAGUGGAGGCAGAAAGCUUUUGAAAAAUCUUAUCCCGUUUGUGGGUGCUGAGCGCUUCUCAAAAUUCUUAAGUGACCUGGCCAAGGAUGCAGACUAAAAUCUGAGCAGAACCACUUUGCCUAAUCCCUAGGCCAGUGAUUUAACCACAAGUGUAUUCUUCCAUCUUCAGCAGAGAAAGAAUUAGACACUAGUUGAGGCAGCAAUCAAAAUGCCAAACAGCCACCAGUCUGCCAAGAAAAAUGCCCGGAUACUUGCGGGCAAACCAGACAGCCACAUUUGGUAUUUUCCUGAGAAAGGAUUAUUUCUAACAGCAGUGCCAGUGUCUGGCAACCUGGUUCAUGCUCUUUCCAGAUGUACCUCUUUUUUUCUGGACUAAAACCUUUGUGAACAUGCCCCCAAAACAGGCACACCCUUCCCACUCUUCAGAAAAAGCAGCAGCUAUCCAAACACUGUCCUGUCUCCAUUAUUCUUAGAGAGCCAGGCACGCUUGGGCAAGAAACUCUAUUUUGUGUGACAACUAAGAAGCAGUGAUUGUGUCAGUGAAGAUUCUAGUUUUCAUUGAAUAUUUCAUUCAUUUUUGAACAUAAGCAACCACUUAGCUGCAGUUGUGCUAGAUGCAGAGGAGGAAACACAUGCUGUUCUUGGCCGGACUUUACCUCUGUGGGAAGCAGCAGCCUCCUUAAAGCAGCCUCUCUGCACUGUAUGAUUUAGCUACAUUUAUGAUUUUCCUGAACCUCAAGCAAGGACCAGAGUACCUGAAAGUGAAAAUGUGUGCAAAACCCCCAAGCCCCAGCCUGGAUCCUCUAUUUAAUGCCCUGUUUGUGUGGGGUCUAUUUGCAAAUGACAGUUUCCAAAGCUAUGAGCUAAAGGCUGACUUAAAAAUUCUUCUUCAAACUGACUGUAUUCAUUCAGCUGCCAAUUGAGAUGCUGCUCUCUGUGUCACUCAGGAGCAGCUUGUUGGACUGUCUAUCACAGGACUCCAUGUCAGAAUCCAGCUUUCAUUAAAUGCUGUCUGUCUGGCCUCUGUCCUCAGCUUUCAGACCACCUCCCAAGUAUCUGACCAGUCUGGCAAUAUGAAGAUAAGGCACCCAGUCACUAGUAUGAUUUAAGGGAGCACAGAUAUUACAUGAAAAGUAAAUGCAGAUUGUCAGAAUCCUUCAGAUUUGAUAUUCAGCACUGUUAUGAUCUCUUCAUUACUGGAUGUGGAGUCUGGAUAUCAGAACUGGUAUAGUGAAGUACUCUUCUAUUAAACUAAGGAUCAACCUAAAAUCAACAAAAUAACACCAGGCCUAACGAUCAGGAAAUCUGUGUCUCUUAGAGUGCAAAGCAACCAACCUGUCCAUCUUCUGCCUUGUCCCAAAACCUCAAUGUGAUGGUCAUGCUGCUCUUCCCUGUGCAGCUGCUGGCAGUGGCUGUCACUGUUUACCUAGAGCUGGUGAGGUCUGCUCAAGGUGGUGCCUACUAUGGGAUCAAGCAGCUGCCACCUCAGGUGCCCCAGUACCAACCCCUCGGACAACAAGUACCUCACAUGCCGCUGGGCAAAGAAGGCAUCCCGAUGCAGCACCUGGGCAAGGAGGUGCCCCACAUGCCCUAUGGGAAGGAGUACCCCCAUCUGCCCCAGUACAGGAAGGAGGUCCCGCAGAUGCCCAUGCUCGGCAAGGAUAUGGCUCCCAAGAAAGAGAAAGAAAUUCCCAUGCGCAGUCUGAGGGGUGAGCAAGGCCCCCCGGGUGAGCCUGGACCACGAGGGCCACCAGGGCCACCAGGAUUACCAGGUCAUGGUGUACCAGGAGCCAAAGGAAAACCAGGCCCACAAGGAUACCCAGGAAUUGGAAAGCCGGGUUUGCCAGGGAUGCCAGGAAAGCCAGGGGUCAUGGGGCCCCCAGGGCCAAGAGGGGAGAUGGGGCCGAAGGGGGAGAUUGGGCCCAUGGGGAUACCUGGACCGCAAGGACCACCAGGGCCUCAUGGGCUUCCCGGCAUAGGGAAAGCGGGCGCUCCGGGGCUGCAGGGGCAACCAGGGCCAAAGGGUGAGCCUGGGAUGAAGGGGCCACCAGGAAUCCCUGGGAUCCCAGGGCCAAAGGGGGAGAAGGGGGUCGGGAUCCCGGGUUUGCCGGGCCUAAAGGGUCCACCUGGGCUGCCUGGUCCCCCCGGCCCCGUGGGGCUGCCAGGGGUGGGCAAACCGGGCAUGGUUGGCUUCCCCGGCCCACAGGGACCUCUGGGCAAACCCGGACCCCCAGGAGAAUUAGGGCUGCAGGGGCCUCCAGGGGCCCCCGGGAUCCAAGGCCCUCCUGGCCCUCCUGGCAUCGGCAAGCCCGGCCAGGACGGCAUGCCUGGCCAGCCCGGCUUCCCGGGCGGCAAAGGGGAGCAGGGAUUGCCAGGCCUGCCGGGGCCCCCCGGCCUCCCCGGGGUUGGCAAGCCGGGCUUCCCCGGGCCCAAAGGGGAGCGAGGUGUGGGUGGUCUGCCUGGCCCCCUGGGGCCGAAGGGGGAGAAGGGGCACCCACCCGCCGUGGGACAGUACCUGCCUGAGGUGGGGCCAGGCAUAGACGGCGUGAAGCCUCCCUACGGCUACAAGGGCAAGAAAGGCAAGGCUGGCGGCAUCGUGUACGAGAUGCCCGCGUUCACGGCAGAGCUCCUCACGCCCUUCCCCCGCGUCGGGGUGCCUAUAAAGUUCGACAAGCUCCUGUACAAUGGGCGGCAGAACUACAACCCCCAGACGGGCAUCUUCACCUGCGAGAUCCCCGGCGUCUACUACUUCGCCUACCACGUCCACUGUAAAGGCGCCAACGUGUGGGUGGCGCUGUACAAGAACAACGAGCCGCUCAUGUACACCUACGACGAGUACAAGAAGGGCUUCCUGGACCAGGCUUCGGGCAGCGCCGUGGUGCAGCUGAUGCACGGAGACAAGGUUUACGUUCAGAUGCCAUCCGAGCAGGCGGCAGGACUCUAUGCCGGGCAGUACGUUCAUUCGUCUUUUUCAGGGUAUUUAUUGUAUCCCAUGUAAAACGAAACAGACACACACACACAGCACACACACACGAAAUCAAAACCUUUCUCCGCUGCUUCAAACUUUUAUACCACGAAAGACGCGUUUUAUGACCAUUUUGGACCAUCUUGUACAAAACCAAAAAAAUAAAUACAAAGUUUAACAUUAUGCACAGCUACUUAUAAAAAACAAAGGUGUGGUGAACAUAUCUAAAGAUGUGUAUCAGGUUCAUAAACAGUUGUUUUGCACCCAAGGGGGACAUAUUAGCUGUACAUUAUAUAUUUCUGCAAUGCCAUGCUUACUUAAUUUCAUUCACAGUAAUUCAGUACUAAAGUUCAAAUCAGUGUAUGUCACUCACUCCUGUUGCAUUGAUCAUAGUUAUGAGAUGAAAAACAGUGACUUAAACCAGAGUAGGUCAGUCUCUAAUUAUAUUAAGAAAUUUGAGUGGCUUAUUUGUCUGGGUGGGGGUUUUCUUGGGUUUUUGACAGCAGGUCUGCCUGACAAGCAAAGGUUCUCUUAGCUGGAGACUUGUAUUUCCCUUCCCUUGUAGUAAAAUAAUCCUGCAGGUGUGGGUUUUUUCCUGAACAAUUUAUUUAUGAUGGAAGAGGAAUCCUGAUGGCAUGAUCAUUCCCCUGAGCCACCUCUAGCAGUCAUUGGAACUAAAAUGUCACCACCAACUCCAGGCAGGCACUGGUUUCACCUCCAAACGCCACAGCACUUGGAAAGUUUCCAUUCUCU